GGGAAGUAUCUUGUUCGGGAGCGAAUACGACGUGGCUGGAGUGAAGGUUUUCCUGAGACGUUUAGCUGAGACGUUUGACCCCACGGGGAGUGCGCCAGCCGAGGUCUGGGGUAUGUUGGCGGGGACAACUCCGCCGAUAAACUUUUCCGAAGUUUUCGUCCGAGUUCAAAUCGAAUGGGACAGAUUGAAGUCGGUUCAAAGCUCCAUACUCACACUUACACGAAGAAUCGAAGAACAAUUUCUAGUUCAGAUAAACAUUUGACACACAAUGGAGCUACCCAGUACUCACAAGACAGCUGCUGUGGUGAGAGAGAACGGAAGCAAGGCUCAAUUUGAGAUAGAAUCCGUCUCAAUUCCCGAGCCAGGUCCACAAGAUGUUCUGGUCCAACUUUCGGUGACCGGGGUCUGUGGGACUGACAUUGCACUUGCUUCAGGAGAACUCGGACCAACUCGGCGAAUUCUUGGCCAUGAAGGAGUUGGACGAGUUGUCAAGCUUGGAUCUGGACUUUCGGAAUCCCAAGUGAAGCUCGGGCAACGGGUGGGCGUUGCAUGGCAAAGAGAUAUAUGUGGUACCUGCGCAAUGUGCCUGAUCGAGGGUGGGGAGACGAGGUGUUUGGAGCAGCUGAAUUCGGGGCGAAAAAUUGACGGGACUUUUGCUGAGUAUACAGUUAUUCCAUACAGAUACUUGACGACGUUGGCCGAGGGUCCUGGAGACCAAAUGUUGGCUCCUAUUCUCUGUGGUGGAGUGACGGUCUACAAGGGACUAAAACUCUGUGGGGCAACUCCUGAUCAGUGGAUUGCCAUUUCUGGAGCGGGUGGUGGAGUUGGAGCAUUGGGAAUUCAGUACUCGAAAGCAAUGGGAUAUCGAACUAUUGCAAUUGAUGCCGGGCAGGAGAAGGAAGAGUACUGUCGAAGUCUUGGAGCUGAGGUGUACAUCGACUUAACUCAAACAGCUGAAGUGGCUUCGGUCGUCCGCGAAAAGACCAGCGGACGAGGUGCUGCAGCUGUACUUGUGACUGCUGGGUCUGGAAAGGCAUAUCAAGAUGCACUUGGAAUGCUUGGGCCGUUCGGAACGCUUGUUUGUAUCGGCAUUCCGCCUCCUUCGCAGCUGGUGAACUUCCACCCCCUCCUGUUCAUAGACUUGGGAAUCAGGAUCAUCGGAUCAGCUGUCGGUACCAGACUCGACAUACAAGAGGCAAUUUCGUUUGUUGAGCGGGGUUUGGUGAAGCCAACGGUGCAGAUGACAACUCUGGAUCAGUUGUCAGAAGUCGGCGAGCAAAUCAUCCAGGGAAAGGCAAUAGGAAAGUUCGUAAUUCGGUUCAAAGACGAUACAGUGCCUUCAUGAGAUCUUGCAGCAGGGAUGGAAGGACGAUUGUGGGAUAUGAGGGAGGAGAAUGACCCUGCGGCUAAGACUCCUAUCGAAUCAUCGAUCAGUUCGAUUCGAUUAAUAUCGAAUCAAAUUAGCAGACUCGAUCGAAUAUUCAAUGGAUCGAUCGAAUUCUCCACGUGAUUUUUAAGCAAUUCCUAAAGCUAUCUGCAUAUAAGCUAAGG
Messenger RNA from Hyaloscypha bicolor E, 1551 nucleotides. RefSeq names its product GroES-like protein. The record is from RefSeq and is a predicted model, not a curated record. The transcript has 3 exons. The coding region runs from base 269 to 1345 and encodes 358 amino acids. Gene Ontology annotation, molecular function: oxidoreductase activity. Lineage: Eukaryota; Fungi; Ascomycota; Leotiomycetes; Helotiales; Hyaloscyphaceae.